This is a messenger RNA of Vitis vinifera (wine grape), 1811 nucleotides long. Its product is annotated as IRK-interacting protein. Lineage: Eukaryota; Viridiplantae; Streptophyta; Magnoliopsida; Vitales; Vitaceae. The transcript is spliced from 2 exons. The record is from RefSeq and is a predicted model, not a curated record. Bases 287 to 1729 code for a protein of 480 amino acids.
ACAGAGGUGAGGUCUGAGCCUCUGAGGAGAUUCUAAAAGAUCGAUGACGUGGGAUGAUCAGGAUCCACUAUGGGUUUAUGGAUCAGAAGGCCGGGGAUGCCUACCGUGCCUGUGAUUUAUGGUCAUGAUUACAAGACGACGAAAAUGCAACCGAAGAAAAGGAAAGAAAGUGACGAGUGUGAAUUUCUACGUAAAUAACUGAGAAUACAGGCUGCAGAGGUUUUAAAAAGAAAAGCUACGUAUGCAGAUGAAACCAAUAAGAUAAAAUUUGAUAGAUAAUUGAACCAUGGCUCCAUCAUCUUCUUCUUCUUCUCCGUCUUCCUCUAGAGCCUCCCCUUCGCGCCCUCCGCCCUCUCCCCGGUCUCCUCACUUCACUCCUAUUCAAGAGUGCGAAAGGGAAGAACAAGAAGACGAAGUGACUCCAAGUUCUUGUACAGACAAAGGAGACCCUUCAAAACACCAUCCGACGCCCAUCCAUAAAUCUGACAAAAAUGGAAAACAGUCUACCAGAAAACGUACGGAUUCGGACAGCCUUUACGAAGACGACCGUACGGUCUCUUGCAACAAGUGUCGGCCAAGCGCCCGGGAAAAGAUCUCCGUGGUUCCUCUGGACAACGCCGGCAUGAAUCGGAACUCGUCGUCGCUCGCAAGCCCCAACGGUAUCUUCAAAUCGAUACUCUCGUCGUUUACAAGGAAGAGUCCGAGGACGUCAGAUACAUCGUGGACGGCAAGAGAAGAGCACUGGAAGAUCGCCGUGGCGGAGCUAUCCCACAAGCUCAUUCAAGCUACGAGGAAGAGAGACGAAGCUCUCCUCGAAGCUUCUCGGCUCAAGUACUCCAUGGCUGAAUUGGAGAAAAAGCUGAACAAGCUCGAAGUCUACUGCCACAAUUUAAAGUCGGGACUUGACGUUUGCAGCGGCAAUUCACCGUACCGGCCAAGGAAAGAUCAACAAAUCGAAGCGAAUCAUUUCAAAAUUCGCGAUCACGAUAAGGUGAUCGAACAUUUCUUGGUAGCAGUAUCAGAAGCCCGCUCUUCGAUUCGACUCCUCAGCCGAUCGCUCACUUUGCAACUCCGGCAAAUUGGAGGUAAAGUCUACGAGAGAAUAUCACUCCUCCUUCAACCUUACGAUGUAAAACUUUCGCUCUCCAAGAACCCUAGAACCCUCCUCGUCUACCUAGAAGCUUUGCUGAGCAAGGCCUUCUUCGAAGACUUCGAGUCGGUUGGAUUCCAGAAGAAUGCUUCCAAUCAAAUUCUAAACCCAAUAGAACGAUGCGAAGCGAACUACGCGUCAUUCAACAUUCUACAAGGGCUAACAUGGGAUGAAGUGUUGAACAAAGGAACGAGGCACUUCAGCGAGGAGUUCAGUAAAUUCUGUGACAGGAAGAUGAGUGAGAUCGUGGCUAUGCUGGCUUGGAACCGUGCUUGGACUGAGCCGCUGCUACAGGCGUUCUUCUCAGCCUCCAAGAGCGUGUGGUUGGUGCACCUUCUGGCCAUGUCGGUGCACCCGAGCUUGCCAAUCUUUAGAGUUGAGACUGGGACGAAGUUUGACACUGUGUACAUGGACGACAUGGGUGGAGACAAGGCUCGGAGGCUGGUCCCAGUCAUGGUCCGGAUCAUGGUGGCACCGGGGUUCUAUGUUUAUGGCAACGUGGUCAAGUGCAAGGUCCUUUGCAGGUACUCUAAUGAUAAUAAUCAAGACAGGGGUGUGCCCUUAACCCCUACAAUUUAGUUACAACUUUUUGGGUUCUUGUGAUAAUUUUGAUGUUGGUUACCGUUAUUCUAUAACAUGGUUAUGGUUAUGUUUAUGGUGA